Messenger RNA from Ixodes scapularis (black-legged tick), 5733 nucleotides. Its product is annotated as ras-specific guanine nucleotide-releasing factor 2. Bases 11 to 4357 code for a protein of 1448 amino acids. NCBI's taxonomy places the organism in Eukaryota, Metazoa, Arthropoda, Arachnida, Ixodida, Ixodidae. The record is from RefSeq and is a predicted model, not a curated record. The transcript is spliced from 28 exons. Gene Ontology annotation, biological process: Ras protein signal transduction; positive regulation of GTPase activity. Gene Ontology annotation, cellular component: plasma membrane. Gene Ontology annotation, molecular function: guanyl-nucleotide exchange factor activity; protein binding.
CUUCAGCAAGAUGCUGCUGCAGAAGGAAGAACUGGAGCAGAAGCACCUGCACCUGGUCCAGAUCGUGGAGAGCGAGAAGACGGCCAAGUGGCAGUACACUCAGCAGUGCGAGGAGCUCACCGUCGAGAUCAAGAAACUCAGGGCAGAGUUGUGCGCGCUGAAAAAGGAGUGGCGCCUGACCCCCAACCGCAGCGAGGACGAGGACAGCGAAGAGAUCAAGAAAAUCAAAAAAGUGCAGAGUUUCUUUCGCGGCUGGCUCUGUCGGCGACGCUGGAAACAGAUCGUCGCAGAGUACAUCAGCUCGCCGCACGCCGAGAACAUGAGAAAGCGGAACAGUCUCGUGUUCCGAAUGGUGGAGGCGGAGGAAGAAUACGUGGAGCAGCUCCAGCUGCUGGUCUCAUGCUUCCUAAGGCCAUUCAAGAUGGCGGCAAGUUCUCAGAAACCUCCCUGCACACAUGACGAGGUCAACUCUAUAUUCCUGAACAGUGAGACGCUCAUGUUCCUCCACCAAAUAUUCCUCAAGGGUCUCACAGCCAGAAUGGAGAGCUGGCCCACGUUGGUUCUGGGUACAGGAGAUCUGUUCGACAUGCUCCUUCCGAUGCUCACCAUCUACCAAGAGUACGUCCGAAACCACCACUACAGCCUCCAGGUGCUGGCCGAAUGCAAGCAGCGGGACAAGUUCGCCGCCAUUUUGCAGCGUCUCGAGGAGAAGACCCUCCUCCAGGGCAGGACCCUCGAGACAUUCCUCACCUACCCUAUGCACCAGGUGCCUCGCUAUAUCAUCACGCUGCACGAGCUGCUGGCGCACACGCCGCACAACCACGUCGAGAGAAGAAGCCUGGAAAUGGCACGGACCAAGCUCGAGGAACUGUCGCGCCAAAUGCACGACGAAGUGAGCGAAACGGAGAACAUCCGGAAGAACUUGGCCAUAGAACGGAUGAUCAUAGGAGGCUGCGACAUCCUCCUAGACGUCAACCAGGUGUUCGUCAGGCAAGGCAACGUGAUUCACGUGGUGGGAUCGGAGAAGGCCAAGUCUCAGCGAUCCCGCAUCCCGAAUUUGAAGGGCGACAAGGAGGUGGUGCGCCAGUGCUACCUCUUCACCAACCACAUGCUGCUCUGCAACCGAACCUCGGCCGGAAAACUGCACCUGGUCGAGGGAGUCGGCAAGAUCCCGCUGGCAGAUGCCACUCUCAUUGAGGACCCCAACGAUCAGUUCCAGUUUAUUGUGGACGAUGGUGAGGGCUCGGUGAGCUCGGUAUCCAGUCAAUCGAGCGGUCUCGGGAGCAGCGGCGACUCCAACGCCGUGGUCGUGGCGCCAUCUGGUGGCGGCUCAGGUCAGCAAAAGGACUACGGCGGCCUCGACUUCAAGAUCAUCGUCGACUUCAAGACCGCACCGCCGGUGACAGUGCAGCUAGUCGCACCCACCAUGCAGGAGAAGGCCGCCUGGACUAGCGACAUCAGCCAGUGCAUCGACAACGUGCACUUCAACGACCUUUUCCACGGCACGAUGAGCGACUCGUCGUCGGUCACGAUGCCACAUUCCAUCAGGAACGACCCCAGGCUGUUCAAGGACGACGUGGACAUCCGAUUCAGUCGAACACUCAACUCCUGCAAGCUGCCCCAGAUCCGCUACGCGAGCCCCGAGCGCCUCUUCGAGCGCCUGACGGACCUCCGUUUCCUGAGCAUUGACUUCCUGAACACGUUCCUGCUCACGUACCGCGUGUUCACGGACGGGGUCAAAGUGCUCGAGGCCCUCAAGAAAGUCCACUAUAACCCCGACCUGCAGAUCAACGCCAUGGGCGCCGCGCUGCAGGACUCCACGGGAUCUCUGGACGCGGUGGGUGUAGACGGCAGCGGCGGUGGUGGCGGCGGCGGCGGCGGCGGUGGUGGUGGCGGUGCAGUGUCCGUAGUCGCCGCCGCGGCGGUGGGCGUACCCACGGGGGACCUCGGCAUGCUGGUGGUGGAGUACGACUACUCGCGGCGCAUAAGCACGGCCAGCAUGCUGUCCGAGGCCGGAGACGCGCAGGUCCCCCACGGCGCCCAGACCAGCGCACAGCAACUGGCCGAGCAGCAGCUCCACCUGGCACAGCAGGCCUCCAGGAACCAGCAACACUGGAGGCUCAGCUACAGAAAGUUCGAAGAGGAGCAGCUGAAGGAGCAAACGCUCAAGCGGAUCCGCGAGGUCGUCUCUCCCAGCCCGGAGCCCAUCCUGGUGCCUCCUCCGCCGACCCCCGAGCCGGCCACGGGAGGACUCGUCCACACGCUGCCUCUGCAGGGGGCCACGCUGGCCCCGCCGGACGAGACGCAGGGAAUGUCUUCGCUCUGCUACCUCGGGGGACAGCUUCUACACACGCAGGACGUCUCCAUGCAGUCGACCGCAAGCGCGGCGGCAAGUAGCAGCAACGGUGCCGGUGGUUCCGACGGCGCCCCAAAGCCGUCCCGGUCUUCGGAUACCCUGACGGCUGAGGCCAGCGGGCCCUCGACGCCCAGCAACAUGAGUUCGACGGCAUCCUCGGCGACGCUAGUCGGAAGCGUCGGAAGUCAGGAGUCGCCUAAAGCUAGCCCGAGCAGGAAAACGGCGCCCGUGCGGCUGCCGACCCAGGACAGCGUGCAGAGCAACCCGGACGACACCCCUCCCCCGACGCCCCCUGCUGUGCCACCCUUGCUGCAGUCGGUGGUGCCGCCGACACCCCCCGCCGCGCCCCCGCCGGGGGCCGGAGCCCCUCCGCUGCCGGUCACCGCGUCCCCAGCCCGGGGCUCCGUCGGUGGACAACUGCCCCCCGAAGCCCGGCCCGCGGCCCGGGCGCUGCCACCACCGAUGACCUCGAGCCAGUCUGCGCCGAACGUGAUGAACUAUCUCCGUGUGCGCGGCGCCCAGGGCAAGCGAGGCAGCAGCGACACGGAGAGCUCGAGCGUAUCCGUGACGCCCCGGUCCAGUUUCCAGACGGAGUCGACGAUCCUGUCGACGCCGCGUUCCAGCUUCCAGUACCCGGACUCCCCGCAGCAUAGUAGCAAGGCUGGGGUGGUGGUCACCUCGUCCAGGGGCCUCGGCCCGCCGCUCGUCCACGGCCAGCGCCGCGGCCGCGUUCGCCGUCGCCACGGCGGGCUCCUCAACCCGCCCGAGCCCCUGGUCGCCGCGGCCAUCGCGGCGGUGGCGCCCGGCUCGCAGCCCCAGAGCAGGGCAGGCAGUCGGCUGCCCAGCGCCGUCGGCGCCGACCUCAAGAUACCCGGAGCUGUAGGUGGCGGAGGAGUGCCUCCUGGGGGUCCCGGCCCAGCCGGUCUGCGCUCCAAGCGGGAGUCGAUGAUCAGUACCGCUGCCACAAUGCGUGUCCUGAACGUGCUUCGUCACUGGGUCUCCAAACAUUCUCAGGAUUUUGAGAACGACCCCAAGCUGCUUCAGCUGACGACCGAGUUCCUGGAGGAACUGGUGCACAACACGAGCCUGCUGCCGGCCGAGCACAAAGCGGCCGCGCAGCUGCUCCACAUGAUCUCUAAGCAGGACACGGACAAGAACAAGGUCGAUCUCGACAUCCUCCUUGCCCCGCACAUGACGCCUAGUAAAGAAACCGUGGAGUCACUCUCGGCACUGGAGAUAGCGGAAGGAAUGACCUACCUCGACCACAAGAUUUUCAUCGCCAUUCGUAGCGAGGAGUUUUUAGGCCAAGCCUGGAUGAAACCAGAGAAGGCAACCAAAGCCCCCCACAUCCUCCUCAUGACCCGGAGGUUCAACGACGUGAGUCGACUGGUGGUGUCCGAGAUAAUGCGCUGCCCCGAGAUGUCCAAGCGGGUGACCAUCAUCGACAAGUGGUCAGCGGUAGCCGACAUCUGCCGCUGCCUGCACAACUUCAACGGGGUGCUCCAGAUCUGCGCAGCCUUCAUGAACAGCUCCGUGUUCAGGCUUAAAAAGACCUGGGAGAAGGUUUCCAAGACGACCAAGCAGACCAUCGACAAGCUCCAGGCGCUGGUGUCGGCGGACGGCCGGUUCCGCAACAUGCGAGACGCCCUGCACCGGUGCGACCCGCCCUGCAUCCCGUACCUGGGCAUGUACCUCACCGACCUGUCCUUCAUCGAGGAAGGCACCCCAAACUUCACCGAGGAAGGACUGCUCAACUUCUCCAAGAUGAGAAUGAUUGCUCACGUGAUUCGGGAGAUUCGUCAUUUCCAGCAGACUCCGUACAAGAUUGAGAUGAUCCCUAAGGUGUUCAACUACCUUCUGGACCCGGGACGGCUCAUGCCAGACGAAGAACUCUACCGCCUGAGCCUGUGCCUCGAACCCCGCCUCUCUCGGCUAGGCACCAAGGUCACGGCACCGCCCUUCGUACCUUCUUACGCGUCCGCAACCACGUCUUCGUCGUGAGGGAACAGCCCCCCCACCCCCAACAACCACCACCCCACCUCCCAGCGCGCCCCCAGAUCGCUCAUCUCGAGCCGAGGACACUGCUUCCACCCUGCCACGCUCCACCCAGAACUGGUUAGUGCUCACCUUAACGGACCCCACGGACUCAAAGACUUCCGCAUCAUCCUCAAGCACGUUGGUGUCCCGGGUGUAAGCGACAGGCUCUUCAGGCUCGCUGCCACUUCCCUCCUGGCAGGGCCCGGAGGUCCACCGCCGGCAGUUCCAACAAGGACGUGUCACCCGCUUGACACGGUCGGCCCCUAGGGGUCUCGGGGGACCGGUGACCGUACCAUUUCACCUUUUCGAGUCCCGCAACCCCUAGGUUAACGCCCGGAGUUUAAAACCCUGUGGCAAAAAGAGAAACCAACCUCACCGAUGAACUAUGCCUUGGACACAGUUGCUGUCCAACUUCCCGUAGAUAAGGGUCAGACAAACGUGUAUUGUUGUUGUUGGAGACGGAACUAGGGCAUCGAUGACCCACCUGUCCCACCGAAGCGAGUGACGAGUGAUCUAGGAGCAACCAUGUUCAACCGCAAGAAAAAAGGCUGAGACUUGCUAAAAGUCAGCGCCAAAAAUAUCCGUUUUAGCCACUCACGCCGACAUCCCGUAACCAAACGUAAACGACCAUCCGAAUUACAAUAGUAGUAGGCGCAGCAGGACCUGACCUCCUUUCAAGGUUCAAUUCAGUCCUCGUGCGGAGAACUGCGGCAAAACCUUGAAGGCGAGACUAAGGGGAACGAGAAACGUCGUGUAAGCGAAACGAAAACUUAGGCGUUUGAAUACUGUCCUACACAAGCUAUAGCCGCCCAAAUUUCCCGUACCGAGUUCCUAAACUCGAGUCACGAGCCACGGCUCUAUAGUCUCGCCACCGAGAGAACCAAAAGCAAUUAGUAGUCGAUAGAUAAGUAUGGUCUAGAAAGAAAUGAUAACCCUUCCUCCCUCAAAGCGCAAAACAAGCAGAAUCGUUUUUUAUUUUAACUGACUUUUUGCUUUGCACUUUCCCGUUGCAGUUUUAAUGUUACAAAAGAAGAAAAAAAAUGAAAAAUAUACCACGCCAGUUCUAUCUCCUGUUUGCGCCGUCUCUAACAGUCUAUGUACAUAAAGCAAGCGGUAGCUGCAAAAUGAUCAAAGGAAGGAAAAAACGGUUUAUGUCCACACUCGUAAGGCUUGGACAAAACCAGAAGCCGAACUACUCUUUGUUGUCUGUUGGAAAGCCUGCAAAGUAUAUAUAAGGAAUGUUUCCGGGGAUAUAAGGGUACGAGACCGUUCUUAAGAUCCUCUCAGAUACACGCCGAGAGCGCUAUCGAGAAUGAUAGCAAAUUGCUCGAUCAGUUUGU